AUACAUUAGCACUCAAUUUAAAAACAACAAAAAAAAGACAUCGUCAAGAUAUCGCGCACAUUAUAUAAACAUCCCUAUAAAGACAAUUUGUUUUUAUUCAGUUUCAUUAUUAGACACAUAUGGAUUGCUGGUUGGGAAUUGUGAGCUUUGGGCUCUUCCUCGGCCUAAGCUUAGGGCAAACAUCAAACAGUACAUUUAUGUGCUACAGUUGUACUCCUCUAUCGCCCAACCGAACCUCUUGUGCUAAUCCUAUACAGCAGGCACCAUUACAAAAUUGCACAGCUCUUAUUCAAUCCGGAAACAUAUCUCAGUGGAACAUUGCAUGUUUUUCUCAGUAUUUAAAUUCUAAUAAUAUAUCUGGUGCAGCAAACCUCACUGGGUAUACUAGAGGAUGUUCAGUAGUUCCUCUUGGUACCUCCCAUCCUGUAUGUACAGCUGCACCACCUGUAGGCACUAAUAGGACCUUAUGUACAGUUUGUAAUACCCAGCAAUGUAACACGCAUGUUCAAGGAGGUGGUGGAGGUUCGGGAGGCGGUGGUGGAGGUUCGGGAGGUGGUGGUGGAGGUUCGGGAGGCGGUGGUGGAGGUUCGGGAGGCGGUAGUGGAGGUUCGGGAAGCGGUGGUGGAGGUUCGGGAGGAGGAGGAAGUGGCGGUGGAUCUGGAGGUGGCAGCGGCGCUUCUUUUGCAACGAUGCCAUCAAUUUUACUUCUGACUAUUUCGUUGUCAUUUUUAAUAAAUAAAGUAAAGGGAAUCUUUUAAUAAAUAUAAAACUAAAAUUAGAGACAAAA
Anthonomus grandis grandis is the source of this 787-nucleotide messenger RNA. RefSeq lists its product as uncharacterized. The coding region runs from base 120 to 758 and encodes 212 amino acids. The record is from RefSeq and is a predicted model, not a curated record. The transcript has 4 exons. NCBI's taxonomy places the organism in Eukaryota, Metazoa, Arthropoda, Insecta, Coleoptera, Curculionidae.